Messenger RNA from Diversispora eburnea, 2103 nucleotides. The record is from the annotation of a GenBank genome assembly. Lineage: Eukaryota; Fungi; Glomeromycota; Glomeromycetes; Diversisporales; Diversisporaceae.
AUGGAAGAGAUGUCUCAACAGGAUAAAGCUGCAGCUUUCGUGGACUGGGUGAAUACCUUUGAUAAGAUCUCUCGUCCUGUCAAUUCUAUACAUGAUCUUAUCGAUGGCGUUGUUUUGAUCGAGAUUUUAUGCAUCAUUGAUCCCAAAUGGUUCAAGAUGGCGAACGACAUCCCUCGUGAAAAUAAUUGGGUUCAAAUAUUUAAUAAACUCAAACGGCUAUACCCUUUUAUCAAAAAAUAUUAUGAGGAUGUUCUCGGGCUAUCUUUUAAUAACGUUGAAAGUCCUAACUUGAAUUCUAUUGCAAAAGACGGAGACAUCAAUGAGACGUUAAAACUUUGUUCGUUAGUCCUUACUUUGGCCGUUCGAUCUUCACAGAACGAAGUUUAUAUUGAGAAAAUUUUAUCUCUUGGUCAAAAAUCACAGAAAGGAUUAAUGGAGUCAAUUGAAAAUGUGAUGAACCGAUUAGGAGAAUCCACUGUCCAGCUUAAUCAACAACCGUUGGAAAUUGCCUCUGAUGAUGAAUUAAGACGACUCGCAAUUGAACAUAGAAAACUUAUUUCUGAGAAAGAAGCUCUCGAAAAAGCGCAUCAAGUUUUAAUAGAUGAGCAUACCAAAUUGCGUGGUCAAUGUGAUGAUUUACAAGCAGAGAUCGAAGAAUUAAGUCAAAAACUCAAGGAUUCGGAAUUGACUGUUUCUCAAUCGACUCAAAGCGGUAAAUCCGACUUCUAUAUGCGAAAUGAAAUUGAUAAUCUUCGUCAUGAAUUGCAAACCAAACGUCAUGAAACGGGAUUAUUAAUCGAAAAGCAAAACGUUGCGAUAAGUGAGCUUACCAAAAAGGUCGAAAUUCUUCAAGAACAAGCUGACGAAGCUUCAAGAUUAAAAGAUCAGUUAGACGAGUACAGACAUGCUGCAGAAAAAUUGAAAAAAACCGAGAACGUAAUUGAAAAAUACAAAAAGAAGUUGGAAGAAGGAGCAGACGUGCGAAGAUCUCUCAAGACACUUGAACAAGAAAACCGUAAUCUUAUCGAAAAAAAUCAGGAAAUAGAAGAAGAAUACAAUAAAAUGUCGGGAUAUAGAAAUUUGAUUGAAAAUUAUAAACAACAAAUCGAUGAUCUUCAAACAGAGAAAACCGAACUUUUAAAUGUAAAGAAUAAAAUUGAAUAUGAAGAUAAUAAAAUGCGAGCAAAACUAGAUCAAUAUGAAAGUUUACAAUCUAGGGAUGCGGAAACUAUACGUUUAUUGGAAGAACGGUUGCUUGAAUUAAAAUUGGGUGAAGGAGGAUUGGGAAGAGGCGAACGUAGAUUAGAGGAAGAUGAAGAAAAGGCUGAUGCUGAUGAAAUUGAUCAAUCCAUUGGUGAUAGUGAACUUUCAGAUGCUUUGAAAGGCACUACGAUGACUAGCCUGAAAUUAAAAGUUAAUGAACUUGAGCGAGAAUUAACCAGAUAUCGUGAAGGCAAAUCAGCGGAUGGAGAUGAUGCCCAAUUACUAGUAUUACAACAUAUGCUUGAAGAUGCUAAUCUUCAACAAGAAAAAUUAGUAUUGGAAAACCAACUUACACAAUUACAAAAUGGCAAUUCUACUACAAAUGGCGUCGAUAAAUAUGAAAGCAAAAAGAAUAUUGACAAAGAACAAGAAUUGUCUGAUACCAAACGAAAACUUAUUGAUGCUCAGAUAAAACUUGAACGAGCAGAAAAAGAAAUGAAUGAAAUGAAAUCAGAUUCAACGAUCGAUGCUAGGAUCAAAGAUUUGGAGGCAGAAAAAGAUGUCUUAAAGAAUCAAAAUGAAGAAUUAACUUCUCUCAUUAAGAGUCUAAGAGGUGGAAACGACGACGUUAUUCAACUUCAUAGGCAACAGGCGGAUAAAAUAAAAAAUCUCAAACAGUUGAUUACAGGUCAACAUGAGAUUAUCGAAAACUACAAAGGUCGUGAGCUUGAAGUACAAGCUGAAAGACAAGCUCAUACUGAAGAAAUCGCCCUUAGUUCCUGGUUUAACUUGGGACGACGCGUACAAGGUGAUAGCGUGUUUUUGCAACGUAAUCAAACACGUUCAUCUUUCCUUCAUCAACAACGACAGAUUUUGGAUACACAGCUUAAGCGGCGGUGA